Messenger RNA from Dioszegia hungarica, 810 nucleotides. RefSeq lists its product as uncharacterized. The transcript has a single exon. Lineage: Eukaryota; Fungi; Basidiomycota; Tremellomycetes; Tremellales; Bulleribasidiaceae. The record is from RefSeq and is a predicted model, not a curated record. The coding region runs from base 1 to 810 and encodes 269 amino acids.
AUGGCCAUCACGAAUGGUGGAAAGCAGAAGAAGUUUGGCUCCAAAGGAGGCCAAAAGAAGGGCAAAGACCAAAAAGGGUCUGGUGCUCAGCAGGGUCAGCAAGGUCAGAAAGAAACCCGGACCGGCUAUAACUGCGACAAGGUCGGACACCUUGCCGCUAAGUGUCGCGCUCCCAAACGGGAAAGGAACAGCGGUUCCAAAGACGGCGAUCAGAACUCGUCAGGUUCGUCAACGAACUACGAGGCCAUGGCGACGACCAGGAUCACUCCGACAUUGAGUCGUAAGUGGAUGUGGGAUGAGGAUUACUAUCGGCCUAGUCGGCGCGUAGCUCCUGAGAUCCCCACCCCUAGUCUCUCUCCACCUGUCGAGGAGGAGAAAGCUCAAGUUGAGCUUGCGGUGUCCACUGCAGAGGAAGGGGAAGUGAGUUUACCCGACUCUCGGGGAUGGCUCGUCGAUAGUGGAGCCAAUAACCACCUCACCCCCUCCCGCAAUCUACUGUCCAACAUCAGACAGUGUGAUCCACCCGUCGAUUUCGGUACGGCGUCAUCUAAGAGCAGGAUGACCGCCCGGGGAAUGGGUCAAGCAACAAUCGAGCUUGACAACGGUCAAAUGGCCACACUAUUCCCCGUAUAUCUCGUACCGAACGCUAGACUGAAUCUCCUUUCAGUCAGCUCAGCGACGGCGAAAGGGUGGCAAAUCAGUUUGUCAGACACCAUGGGUCAGCUAUUCAAGGGCCAUCGGCGUCUUACAUUCUCCCGGAUCGAAAACCACUGGUACAUUCCCCCGUACCUUGUGAGGCAUGAGCACUAG